Emiliania huxleyi CCMP1516 is the source of this 747-nucleotide messenger RNA. RefSeq lists its product as hypothetical. Bases 1 to 747 code for a protein of 248 amino acids. The record is from RefSeq and is a predicted model, not a curated record. The transcript has 4 exons. Lineage: Eukaryota; Haptophyta; Isochrysidales; Noelaerhabdaceae. Gene Ontology annotation, molecular function: calcium ion binding.
AUGAUGGCAAAGGGCGGGAGCUCUUUGGAAAUUGUGCAGGAUGCCAUUCACCAGCGCUUUGUCGACAUGCGCCGUGCGUUCCAGAACAUCGACCUCGACGGCAAUGGCAGGCUCUCGGAGGCACAGGUCCGUGGAGCGUUGGACAACUGGAACGCGCCACUCGAGGACAAGCAAAUCGCGGCCCUUUUCCGCGCUUGCGAUCCCGACCAAGACGGCCAGAUUGACUACAAAGAGUUUGUGGCCGCACUGGCACGCGAUACUGUUGCGCCCGAGGUGAUGGCGCAGAGAUGCCAGCCCAAGAGGGACGUCGAGCGCUACCGAAGGCAGAACUUUGACGAGCUGCCUGGCCAGAGAUGCAAAGGACCUCUCGAGGCACGGCUGGGCGAUCCAAAAUGCGGAGGACUCGCGAGGCCCGCGACCGCGUAUGAGAUCUUCUUUGGCGACCGAAAAGAGGACUCGCCCUCCUCCGUCGCGUUCCGGGACGCGCGCGCGAAGGCCGAUGCACUGAGGGCGAAUAGUGAGGACCCGUUCAAGAUGGGCAAGAAGAAGAAGAAGGGCGGCGGGAGUGGCAGCGCUGGGCCGUCGCAGGAGUCCGAGGCGCCUUCAGAGGAGGCAGCCGCAGCCAAGCCCGCGAAGCUGGACAGGGAGGGGUUGAUCAGGCUUCUCGAGACGCUCCACGAGGAGCGGAUUCGGGCCAGGGCAGAGGCGGCCAUGGCGGCAGCAGAGGCGGCAGCAGAGCUCUCGUAG